Rosa chinensis is the source of this 2395-nucleotide messenger RNA. RefSeq names its product probable serine/threonine-protein kinase abkC. Bases 329 to 2236 code for a protein of 635 amino acids. The transcript has 5 exons. The record is from RefSeq and is a predicted model, not a curated record. Lineage: Eukaryota; Viridiplantae; Streptophyta; Magnoliopsida; Rosales; Rosaceae.
CAGCCUAUUUGGAUUCUUCUUUUUCUUUUUUUGGAGGACAAGAAAACCCUCACACUUUUCCCCAAUGUUUGGGUUUCCAUUAAAGUCCAAACCGGGCCCAAAAAUAACCCGGGAAGAAGAAGCCCCCCUUCUUCUUCUCUUUUAAUUCCAAAAGCUCAGAUUCGCCGACUCUGUCUGAAAUUCUCUGAAACCCUCAAACCGACCUCACCAAAAUUAGAGAGCUUAGAUCAAUCUUCACCGACGACCAACGAGUCCAUGAGACGAAAAUGCUGGCUAAUACAACCCUAUUCUUCCCGCGCACGUUAGCCCCAACCCAGAUUCGAUCGCCAUGUCAAGAUUAUUGACGUUGAGGAGUUUUAGCAGAGUUGUGAAUUCUGUUGUGAAGAGCCAGAAACAGGGCUACACUGAAGCGGUCAAGUAUGGAACAGUUGUUAGAAUUGGCCUGCGGCUUCCCCAAUGCAGGUACUACAGGGAGUAUACCUUUCCUAAUAGAGGAGAGGCCCGAUUCUCAUUGUACAAUACCACAAAGAGCUUUUGUCAGAGUAGUUAUUCCAGGAAUUUUUCUACCAUCCCAGCGGCAAGGAGUGCCGUGAGACACAAUGCACAAAUUAUAUGGAAAAGGCUCUCCAAAAAGUUUUAUUCCAAUGGUGGUUAUAGAUUUUCGCCAAUAGAUAGGAUUGCUCAAGCAUUCAGCUUGGGAAUAACUCGCUAUGGGUUGUUGUUUCCGGGCGUUUUUGCUGCCUCAAGUGGGAAGCUAGCAUGGGCACAGAGGACUUUGGCAGAGAAGGACCACUAUGCACCACCGCUGCCACAGACUACCUUGUACACUCGUGCAGAAAAUGGACAUGCUUUAGUGAGCUCAUUAGUAUUUUCAGUUGUAGAAGGUAUAAUCUUGUUGCUGAGAGCAAUCUAUCUAGGGAUCUUGUUCUCACCAAGCAUAAUGAUGGCUCCUUUUGCUGAUUCCUGUGGACCUCAGUUUAGGAGAUUGUGGCUUCGUGUUGUUCUUCGUACAUUGGAAAGAGCAGGUCCUGCUUUCAUCAAAUGGGGUCAAUGGGCAGCCACUCGUCCUGAUCUCUUCCCCAGAGAUGUAUGCACCAAACUUUCCGAGCUUCAUACCAAAGCUCCUGAACAUAGCUUUGCCUACACGAAGAAGACAAUUGAAAAAUCAUUUGGCCGCAGGCUGCCCGAAAUUUUUGAAAACUUUGAAGAGACACCAGUAGCAUCUGGGAGUAUUGCUCAAGUGCAUCGGGCUACUUUGAAAUUUCGAUACCCUGGUCAACGGGUGAAGCCCAUAGUAGUUGCAGUUAAGGUUAGACAUCCUGGUGUUGGUGAAUCAAUUAGGAGAGAUUUUGUAAUAAUCAAUUUAGUAGCAAAAAUGUCAAAGUUCAUUCCUACUUUAAAGUGGUGGAGAUUGGAUGAAAGUGUACAACAGUUUUCAGUUUUUAUGAUGUCUCAAGUUGACCUUGCAAGGGAAGCUGCCAAUUUGAGCCGCUUUACUUAUAAUUUUCGUAGAUGGAAGGACGUCUCUUUCCCAAAGCCUUUGUAUCCACUUGUGCAUCCUGCUGUUUUAGUGGAAACAUAUGAGCAAGGGGAAUGCGUCUCACAUUAUGUUGAUGAUCUUCAAGGGCACGAACGGAUUAAAUCUGCACUUGCUCACAUUGGAACGCAUGCACUUCUGAAGAUGCUCCUGGUGGACAACUUUAUACAUGCAGACAUGCAUCCUGGGAACAUACUUGUUCGGGUGGCUCAGAACAAGCCUUCUAGGAAGCGACUGUUUAAAUCAAAGCCUCAUGUCAUUUUCCUUGAUGUAGGCAUGACUGCUGAACUCUCUAGAAGUGACAGAGUGAAUUUACUUGAAUUUUUCAAGGCUGUUGCACGUCGUGAUGGGCGCACUGCUGCUGAGUGCACACUAAGACUCUCUAAGCAACAGAAUUGCCCAAAUCCAAAGGCUUUCAUUGAGGAAGUGGAGGAGUCAUUCACUUUCUGGGGUACUCCAGAAGGUGAUCUGGUUCAUCCUGCUGAUUGCAUGCAGCAGUUACUGGAGAAAGUUAGGCGGCAUAGAGUCAAUGUUGAUGGCAAUGUUUGUACUGUCAUGGUGACAACAUUGGUUCUUGAGGGAUGGCAGAGGAAACUUGAUCCAGCAUACAAUGUGAUGCAUACCUUGCAAACUCUGCUUCUCAAGGCCGACUGGGCAAAGUCCCUUUCAUACACAAUCGAGGGGCUAAUGGCUCCUUAAGUUCGUCCAUGCUCCUAGUAUUGUUUAGUACAAUUUUGACACUUCUAAAAACCAAAACAGUCUGAGAAACGGACACGAUUGUCUUAGGGCUUAUAUUGUUUGUUAAUUUAUUUUUUCCUUUUUUUCCGAAAGUCAUUAUUAUGUUUUUCUUCGACGAUA